This is a messenger RNA of Haemonchus placei, 276 nucleotides long. The record is from the annotation of a GenBank genome assembly. NCBI's taxonomy places the organism in Eukaryota, Metazoa, Nematoda, Chromadorea, Rhabditida, Trichostrongylidae.
AUGAACUUCGGGCUGUUCGUGAAACACUACCGUAAUCAAGUCAUUGUCAGCAAAGUAGAGAAUGCAAGCGCACCACUACAGUCACUGGAUCACAUUAUACAAGUCAAUGGGAUGCCAGUGUCAGAUAAGGAUGUCUGCAAAACACUAAUGGUGAAUGCGCUCCAGAGGGACAGCGUGGUUAACCUGCUCAUCGAAAGGCCGAUUGAUCCAGCUGCAAAAGAACUCAUGGAGGUUGGUUGUCAACCGAGUCAUCAGAUGACGCAUGUCAAAAAUUGA